Molecule: messenger RNA, 884 nt
Organism: Xenia sp. Carnegie-2017
Lineage: Eukaryota; Metazoa; Cnidaria; Anthozoa; Malacalcyonacea; Xeniidae
Product: protein ABHD11-like
Exons: 3
Coding region: 204-560 (118 amino acids)
Cellular component (GO): mitochondrion
Source: RefSeq, a predicted model, not a curated record
CCAAAAUGUAUUCUGAUUGGUCAUAGCAUGGGUGGAAAGGUUGCUAUGGAAAUGGCAAUGAGCAUGCCCAGUAUGGUUGAGAAAUUGGUAGUGGUAGAUAUAACACCACAACGAUCAUCAAAUAAUCUUACAAGUAUUAGCAUGGUGCCGUUAGUGUUAAGAACCAUGUUGGAACUAGAUUUGAUGCAAGUAACAAGUAGAAAAUGGCAGAUGACAUGCUUAAAAAAUCCAUUCCAUCAUUUCCUCUAAGAGCAUGGGUCUUGACAAAUUUAUAUAAAGAUGAAAAUGGGUAUUUCCAAUGGUAUCCAAAUAUUCACUCCAUCCACAAUAAUCAUGACAGUCUUCUUGGUUGCAUUAACAUAAAUGGCAGAAAACCGUACAUUGGUGAAACAUUGUUUGUUGGUGGAGAAAACUCUGAUAUUUUAAGGAAUACUGACGUGAAAGAUCUGAAACAUUUCUUUCCAAAUGUUGAUAUUAAAAUGAUACCUGGGGCAGGACAUUUUGUACAUGCAGACAAACCCAAAGAAUUUCUGGAAACUGUUUUGAAGUUUACAAAAUAGUUGAUUUUUUUUAUUUUGAAUAAUGCUUGUCAAUAACAUUUGUUGAGGGGAUAUAUAAUAAUUUUUUGAUAAUAUUUGGUAAUAUUGUGCACAUGACUACAUCAUCAAUGGAAAUUUCAAUCUAUUGAUUUUCAAUGUUCUUGAAGUAAUAGUAUUGUACUGGAUAUAUGAAUAUGUAUAUAUUUAUAUUUACAUAUCCUUUUGCACAAUAUGAACAAUAUUCUUAGCUCAACAACAUAAAAUUUGUAUAAAUUUAGCACCGUGAUUUCUUCUUCUUAUGUUUGUCUUUUUUUGAUGGUUUUAUUAUAUCGUUUUGAUCUGGUG